Molecule: messenger RNA, 2416 nt
Organism: Musa acuminata subsp. malaccensis (wild Malaysian banana)
Lineage: Eukaryota; Viridiplantae; Streptophyta; Magnoliopsida; Zingiberales; Musaceae
Source: RefSeq, a predicted model, not a curated record
UCUCACCUUUCCAAGCGGAAUGUCGGCUCCAAAGCGAGCAUCAUUCUCAUCGUCGUCGCCUGCCGCUCUCUCGUUCUUCCCCUCUUCCUCUUUCCCCAAUCUCCGUUCCUUCCACUCCCCAUAAACGCACUCGUCUCCUCUCCCUCCUUCCGCAAUGGCGGCUUUGGACCGUAAGUUCGUCUCCCUCCUCCUACUCCUCCUGACCUCGUUGGUCGCCGCCGCCGAGGAGGCGGGGCUCGGUCUCGACGCCGGAGACCGGGACGCCCUCUUCCGCUUCCGAUCGCAGCUCAACGACCCGCGGCUGAGACUGGCGAGCUGGAACGGGUCCAAUUGCACCACCUGGGCCGGUAUCUCCUGCGAGAACCGGACCGGCCGGGUCUUCCGAAUCAACCUCGGCGAUUCGGGCCUCUCUGGCGCCGCGCUUGAGCUCCUCUGCAACCUCUCCCUCCUCGAAACCCUAGUCCUCUCCGGCAAUGACUUUUCCGGCCCCAUUCCGCGUUGCUUUGGUCGCCUCCAGGCUCUCAGAACCCUCGACCUCGGCCGGAACAAGCUCCAAGGAUCGCUUCCGCCAGAGAUGGCCGGGCUCUGGCAACUUGAGGAGCUCGUGCUGUCUGGGAACCCUGGUGUUGGGGGUUUGUUUCCGGAAUGGAUUGGCACCUUCUCUUACAGGUUGAAAAGACUCGAUCUUGGAUCGACUUCACUCCAGGGAGAGAUUCCGGAGGGUUUGUUCCAUCUCUCGUCGCUGAAAUUUCUUGAUCUUUCCGGCAACCGCUUGGUGGGCGAGUUGAAAGAUUUCGAGCAGCCUUUAGUUCAUCUCAACCUCUCCCAGAAUCAGCUUUCGGGGACCCUCCCGUGCUUCUCGGCAUCGACAGGCUCCCUCACGGCACUCAAUCUUGCGAGUAACGCCCUCGUCGGCGGAAUCCCCACUUGUAUUUCGUCGCUGAGGGCACUGUUGGAGCUGAAUCUCUCUUCGAAUGGUCUACAAUACAGGAUAUCGCCCAGGCUCAUCUUCUCCGAUAAGCUCCAGGUUCUUGAUUUGAGCUCAAAUGAGCUAUCUGGUCCGAUUCCAGGCAGCCUAGUCGAGGAACCAGAGAGAGCUGAAUUGUUGCUUCUAAAUCUUUCGAGGAAUCAGCUCUCGGGCGAGAUUCCAGCGGAGAUGACGGAACUAAGGAGCUUGCAAGGACUUUUCUUGUCACAGAAUCAGCUUACUGGAGAGAUCCCAGUUGCAAUUGGGAACCUGACCUAUCUCCAGUCUCUUGAUCUUUCUUACAAUUUCCUCUCUGGUCCAAUUCCUGUCAGCCUCGCUGGUUGUUUUCAGCUUUGGCAGCUCAAGUUGGAUCAUAACAACCUUUCUGGUGCCCUCCACCCAGAGCUUGAUGCCCUUGACAGCCUCCGUAUCCUGGACUUAGCUGGGAACCGGAUUUCUGGUGAGAUUCCUCUUCCUUUGGCAGGUUGCAAAUCGCUCGAGGUCGUCGACCUCAGUUCUAAUGACCUUGGGGGCGAGCUUAGUGGAGCCAUUCUCAAGUGGCAGAAUCUCCGGUUCCUUUCGCUAGCUCGCAACCAUUUAUCGGGUGACCUCCCAAACUGGAUGUUCUCGUUUCAGUACCUACGGUCACUCAAUCUCUCUGGUAAUCACUUCUCAGGAUAUAUUCCAGACGGAGACUUCAUUGUCAGUGAUGAGUUCAAUGGCAAUUCUAAUGAGCCUUAUGAUGGCUUCAGCAUGGUCCUGGUUCCCGUCUCAGUGAACUUUGCUGGUAGUCGGCAACUGGAAUUCAAUUACAAGCUACACUCACAAGUGGGAAUUGAUUUGUCCAAUAAUGCUCUUCGAGGAGAGAUACCUGAGGGAUUGAUUGGGUUAAAGGGUUUGGAGUACCUGAAUCUUUCAUACAAUGACCUUGCUGGCCGAAUCCCCGGAAAUCUUGAGAAGAUGGGGAAGCUUAAAAGGCUAGAUCUUUCACACAAUUCACUCUCCGGAGAGGUCCCAGCAAGCAUCUCUGUGCUCAGGGAGCUGGAGGCACUAAACCUCUCCUACAAUUGCCUGUCAGGGCCUGUGCCAACAAGGGAGGGACUCCAAAGGUUUCCAGGUGCAUUUGCUGGAAAUCCGGCACUCUGUAUGGAGUUUUCAGGGAAGGGAUGUGAUACAGAAGCAAACUUGCCUGCAGGGAAGGCGAUAGGUGCAAGUGGUGGCAGAGAUGAUGGUUGGAUGUCAGUGGGGGCAUUUUGGAUCAGUGCCGUAGCCAGUUUUUAUGCAUCAGUGGUCGCACUACUUUGCUCACCAAUGUCAAGGGAAUAUAUUUUUCAGGCAUUCAAGCCUGAGUUCUGAGUAGAGACUGGGAAGGAACCAAAACUGAUUGUAGAUGUACAGUCCUAGCUUCUUUUCAUUUCUUGUUUAAUCAUCUCAUCAGAUCUGAUAUUA